AUGACUCAAACGAAUCUUACUAUUCCCGAACUUGAUAAUGAUCCAGCUAUUUUAAAAGUUAUUCAUGAUGGUGAAAAAUUAGAACGAGAAGCAUAUCGUAAAGAAUUAAUGCAAAUACUAAAAAUUCAACCAUCCAUUCGAUCUGAUUCAGAUCAAUCAAUAUCUCAAACAAUGAAUACUUCCAUAAGUCAUGAAAGUAUUCCAACAACACCAGGUAGUACAACAGAUAAUGAUCGAACAAGUCAAAUAUGGAUUAAACGAACAGUACCAAUAACACCAAAUUCAAAUUCAUAUCGUCGACAACAUUAUCGUUUCGCACUUCAUCAACGUUCAUUAAAUAGUAGUGGAGAAAGUUUGACAAAUCGUAGUUUCAUUGAUAGUCCUAAAAGUAGUAAUAAUAGUGUCAUAAAACAUACACGAUCUGAUAUGAAUUUAUCUUCAUCACCAAUAUCAAACAAUAAAACAAAUAGUAAUAUAUCAUUGACACCAUCAGGAGUUAUUGUUACCGAUUAUCGACAAUCAACAAUGAUGAAACGUAUUGUUAAUCCGCAAUGGAAUAUUAUUCCUUUUGCAUAG
Molecule: messenger RNA, 576 nt
Organism: Rotaria sp. Silwood2
Lineage: Eukaryota; Metazoa; Rotifera; Eurotatoria; Philodinida; Philodinidae
Source: the annotation of a GenBank genome assembly